UUUCUUUCUGAUUUUCCUUUGGGCUCUAGGUUGCUGCAGCCACUGGCCACACAGUGGUGUUGGUGGACCAGACCGAGGACAUCCUGGCCAAGUCCAGAAAGGGGAUCGAGGACAGCCUGAGGAAGAUGGCAAAGAAGAAGUUUGCAGAAAACCCCAAGGCUGCUGACGAGUUCGUGGCCAAGACCCUGAGCAGCAUCACGACCAGCACAGACGCCGGGGCCGUGGUGCACAGCACUGACCUGGUGGUGGAGGCCAUCGUGGAGAACCUGAAGGUGAAGAGUGAGCUCUUCCAAAGGCUGGACAAGUUCACGGCUGAGCACACCAUCUUCGCCAGCAACACGUCGUCCCUGCAGAUCACCAGCAUCGCCAACGCCACCACGCGGCAGGACCGCUUCGCCGGCCUCCACUUCUUCAACCCAGUGCCAAUCAUGAAGCUGGUGGAGGUCAUCAAGACGCCCAUGACCAGCCAGAAGACGUUCGAGUCGCUGCUGGACUUCGCCAGAAAGCUGGGCAAGCACCCUGUGUCCUGCAAGGACACGCCCGGCUUCAUCGUGAACAGGCUGCUGGUGCCCUACCUCCUGGAGGCCAUCCGGCUGCAUGAGCGAGGUGACGCAUCCAAGGAGGACAUCGACAUGGCCAUGAAGCUGGGAGCCGGCUACCCCAUGGGUCCCUUUGAGCUUCUGGACUACGUGGGGCUGGACACCACCAAGUUCAUCAUAGAUGGGUGGCACGAGAUGGAUGUGGAGAACCCACUGUUCCAGCCCAGCUCUGCCCUGAACAAGCUGGUGGGGGAGAAGAAGUUGGGCAAGAAGUCCGGGGAAGGCUUCUAUAAGUACAAGUGACCUGGCCAGGCCGUGGGAGUGUGGGGACUCGGGCCAAGGCCCCCACAGCUAGUGGUCCCAGUCCCGUUCUGGGUCCCAUGCAUCCUGCAUCUCUGCUGUGUCUCUAGAGCUUCACACCUUAGUGCCUUGCGUGUGCUUCUGAGCCGCUCGCCUCUGUAAGCAAUGCCCCGCCCCCACGGGGUUGGGAGCCUGCUGUGUCCUGUCCCAGGCCCGUAGGCCUCGGGGACACCAGGGUGGGGAGGUGCCAGACCCCUUCCAGUCUCUUCCUGCUCUGUUCCUGGGAAACCAGUGCUGCACCUCCUGAUUCUGAUGGGACGAAUCUUUUAAUCCGCGAAUCUGAGUGGAAAUAAACACCUGCGAUUUGAAGUGGCAAGAGCUGAGGUAA
This is a messenger RNA of Fukomys damarensis (Damara mole-rat), 1227 nucleotides long. RefSeq names its product hydroxyacyl-CoA dehydrogenase (gene Hadh). NCBI's taxonomy places the organism in Eukaryota, Metazoa, Chordata, Mammalia, Rodentia, Bathyergidae. The record is from RefSeq and is a predicted model, not a curated record. Gene Ontology annotation, biological process: fatty acid beta-oxidation. The transcript has 7 exons. Gene Ontology annotation, cellular component: mitochondrion. Gene Ontology annotation, molecular function: (3S)-3-hydroxyacyl-CoA dehydrogenase (NAD+) activity; NAD+ binding. Bases 126 to 842 code for a protein of 238 amino acids.